Molecule: messenger RNA, 16225 nt
Organism: Symphalangus syndactylus (siamang)
Lineage: Eukaryota; Metazoa; Chordata; Mammalia; Primates; Hylobatidae
Gene: KALRN
Product: kalirin RhoGEF kinase
Biological process (GO): protein phosphorylation; intracellular signal transduction; axon guidance
Cellular component (GO): cytoplasm; extrinsic component of membrane; postsynaptic density
Molecular function (GO): guanyl-nucleotide exchange factor activity; protein binding; ATP binding
Source: RefSeq, a predicted model, not a curated record
UAAAGAGGAGAGAGCGGAGCAGGGCUGAACAAUAGAGACAGGCAGACGGGCGAGCAGGAGAGCCAGCUGCCGCUGCUGGGGGACAGCGGGCGCCCAGGCAGCCCGCACCCCGGCCCCGGGCCCCGGCCCUCGGCCCCAGCCAGACAGCAGGCGGCCAGCGCCCUGGGGAAGGGGUACCAUGGGGGAGCUGGCGGCAGGCACCCCCAGCCCGCCGCGCGCCUCCGCCUGAGGGAGACUCAGCGUCCUCUGCCCCAGCCCCGCCGCCCAACGCCCGCCCUCGAAGCCCCGCGGCCGCCAGCUCUGCGUCCGCGGCCGCUGCGCCCCGCGCCCUCCGCCCAUAGGGCGCCGAGCAGCCCUCGGCCCCAGGCUUCUUCGGUCCCGGGCUGCCCGCGGACGCCCUCCCAUAGUCAUGAACCCCCCUGAGGGAACAGCGGAGGAAGGAGGAGCAGCAGACUCGGACGUGGACGCCUUUUUCCGGACAGGGUCUUUUCGGAAUGAUGGUUUGAAAGCUUCUGAUGUCCUCCCUAUCCUAAAGGAAAAAGUGGCCUUCGUGUCUGGGGGUCGUGAUAAGCGAGGCGGACCCAUCUUGACCUUCCCUGCUCGCAGCAAUCAUGACAGAAUAAGACAGGAAGACCUGCGGAAACUCGUGACGUAUUUGGCCAGCGUGCCAAGUGAGGACGUGUGCAAACGUGGCUUCACUGUCAUCAUCGACAUGCGGGGCUCCAAGUGGGACCUCAUCAAGCCCCUCCUCAAAACGCUGCAGGAAGCCUUUCCAGCUGAGAUCCAUGUGGCCCUCAUCAUUAAACCCGACAACUUCUGGCAGAAACAGAAGACCAACUUUGGCAGCUCCAAAUUCAUCUUUGAGACGAGCAUGGUAUCUGUGGAGGGCCUCACGAAGCUGGUGGACCCCUCCCAGCUGACGGAGGAGUUUGACGGCUCCCUGGACUACAACCAUGAGGAGUGGAUCGAACUGCGGCUCUCCCUGGAGGAGUUCUUCAACAGCGCCGUGCACCUGCUCUCGCGCCUCGAGGACCUCCAGGAGAUGCUAGCCCGGAAGGAGUUUCCCGUGGAUGUGGAGGGCUCUCGGCGGCUCAUUGACGAGCACACACAGCUCAAGAAAAAGGUGCUGAAGGCCCCUGUGGAGGAGCUGGACCGAGAGGGGCAGCGACUGCUGCAGUGCAUCCGCUGCAGCGACGGCUUCUCAGGACGCAACUGCAUUCCAGGCAGUGCCGACUUCCAGAGCCUGGUGCCCAAGAUCACCAGCCUCCUGGACAAGCUGCACUCCACCCGGCAGCACCUGCACCAGAUGUGGCACGUGCGCAAGCUCAAGCUGGACCAGUGCUUUCAGUUGCGGCUCUUCGAGCAGGAUGCUGAGAAGAUGUUCGACUGGAUAAGCCACAACAAGGAGUUAUUCCUCCAGAGCCACACGGAGAUUGGAGUCAGCUACCAGUAUGCCCUUGAUCUCCAGACGCAGCACAAUCACUUUGCCAUGAACUCCAUGAAUGCCUAUGUCAACAUCAACCGUAUCAUGUCCGUGGCUUCCCGCCUAUCCGAGGCCGGCCAUUAUGCCUCACAACAAAUCAAGCAGAUCUCCACCCAGCUGGACCAGGAGUGGAAGAGCUUCGCCGCUGCCCUGGAUGAACGCAGCACCAUCCUCGCCAUGUCUGCUGUUUUCCACCAGAAGGCUGAGCAGUUCCUGUCAGGAGUGGACGCCUGGUGCAAGAUGUGCAGCGAAGGUGGUCUGCCGUCCGAGAUGCAGGACCUAGAGCUGGCAAUCCACCACCACCAGACCUUGUAUGAGCAGGUGACCCAAGCCUACACAGAGGUCAGCCAGGAUGGCAAAGCACUACUAGAUGUGCUGCAGCGGCCCCUGAGCCCUGGGAACUCCGAAUCCCUCACGGCCACAGCCAACUACUCCAAGGCAGUGCACCAGGUGCUGGACGUGGUGCAUGAGGUGUUACAUCACCAGCGACGGCUGGAGAGCAUCUGGCAGCACCGCAAGGUGCGGCUCCACCAGCGGCUGCAGCUCUGCGUCUUCCAGCAGGAUGUACAGCAGGUGUUGGACUGGAUUGAAAACCAUGGUGAGGCCUUUCUCAGCAAACACACUGGAGUUGGGAAGUCCCUACAUCGAGCCCGGGCCCUGCAGAAGAGGCAUGAUGACUUUGAAGAGGUGGCUCAGAAUACGUACACCAAUGCGGACAAGCUCCUAGAAGCAGCGGAGCAGUUGGCUCAGACAGGGGAAUGUGACCCCGAGGAGAUCUACAAGGCAGCUCGACACCUGGAGGUGCGCAUCCAAGACUUCGUGCGCAGAGUGGAGCAGCGGAAGCUUCUCCUGGACAUGUCUGUCUCCUUCCACACACACACCAAAGAGUUGUGGACAUGGAUGGAAGACCUUCAGAAGGAGAUGUUGGAAGAUGUCUGUGCAGACUCUGUGGAUGCAGUCCAGGAACUGAUCAAGCAGUUCCAGCAGCAGCAGACCGCCACUCUAGAUGCCACACUCAAUGUCAUCAAGGAAGGCGAAGACCUUAUCCAGCAGCUCAGGUCAGCGCCUCCCUCCCUGGGGGAGCCCAGCGAGGCCAGGGACUCGGCUGUGUCCAACAACAAAACACCCCACAGCAGCUCCAUCAGCCACAUCGAAUCCGUCCUGCAGCAGCUUGACGAUGCCCAGGUGCAGAUGGAGGAGCUGUUCCAUGAGCGGAAGAUCAAGCUGGACAUCUUCCUGCAACUGCGCAUCUUUGAGCAGUACACCAUCGAGGUUACAGCAGAGCUAGACGCCUGGAAUGAAGACUUGCUUCGGCAGAUGAAUGACUUCAACACAGAGGACCUAACCCUGGCAGAACAGCGGCUGCAGCGCCACACAGAACGGAAGCUAGCCAUGAACAACAUGACCUUUGAGGUCAUCCAGCAGGGACAGGAUCUGCACCAGUACAUCAUGGAGGUCCAGGCAUCAGGAAUUGAGUUGAUCUGUGAAAAAGACAUUGAUCUGGCAGCCCAGGUGCAAGAGUUAUUGGAAUUUCUCCAUGAGAAGCAGCAUGAAUUGGAGCUCAAUGCGGAGCAGACUCAUAAGCGACUAGAGCAGUGCCUCCAAUUACGGCACCUCCAGGCUGAAGUCAAACAGGUCCUGGGAUGGAUCCGCAAUGGAGAGUCUAUGCUCAACGCCAGCCUGGUCAAUGCCAGCUCUUUGUCGGAAGCAGAGCAGCUGCAGCGGGAGCACGAGCAGUUCCAACUGGCCAUCGAGUCCCUCUUUCAUGCCACUUCCUUGCAGAAGACGCACCAGAGUGCCCUGCAGGUACAGCAGAAAGCCGAGGUGCUACUCCAGGCUGGCCACUAUGAUGCCGAUGCCAUCCGGGAAUGUGCUGAGAAGGUGGCCCUCCACUGGCAGCAGCUCAUGCUGAAGAUGGAAGACCGGCUAAAACUGGUCAAUGCCUCUGUGGCCUUUUACAAAACUUCUGAACAGGUGUGUAGCGUCCUGGAGAGCUUAGAGCAAGAAUACCGGAGAGAUGAGGACUGGUGUGGUGGACGAGAUAAGCUGGGGCCAGCGGCAGAGAUCGACCAUGUCAUUCCACUCAUCAGCAAACAUUUGGAACAAAAGGAGGCCUUUCUUAAGGCCUGCACCCUGGCUCGGCGGAAUGCUGAGGUGUUUCUCAAGUACAUCCACAGGAACAAUGUCAGCAUGCCCAGUGUCGCCAGCCACACUCGGGGACCCGAGCAACAAGUGAAAGCCAUCCUGAGUGAGCUCCUGCAGAGGGAGAAUCGCGUGCUGCAUUUCUGGACCUUGAAGAAGCGGCGGUUAGACCAGUGCCAGCAAUAUGUGGUGUUCGAGCGCAGCGCUAAGCAGGCUCUUGACUGGAUCCAAGAAACAGGUGAAUUUUACCUCUCAACACAUACCUCCACUGGAGAGACCACAGAGGAGACUCAGGAACUGCUGAAAGAAUAUGGGGAAUUCAGGGUGCCUGCCAAGCAAACAAAGGAGAAGGUGAAGCUUCUGAUUCAGCUGGCCGAUAGCUUUGUGGAAAAAGGCCACAUUCAUGCCACGGAGAUAAGGAAAUGGGUGACCACGGUGGACAAGCACUACAGAGAUUUCUCCUUGAGGAUGGGGAAGUACCGGUACUCACUGGAGAAAGCCCUAGGAGUCAACACAGAGGAUAAUAAGGACCUGGAGCUGGAUAUUAUCCCAGCAAGCCUUUCAGAUCGGGAGGUCAAGUUGCGGGACGCCAACCACGAAGUCAAUGAAGAGAAGCGGAAGUCAGCCCGGAAGAAAGAAUUUAUUAUGGCUGAACUACUCCAGACAGAGAAGGCUUAUGUAAGGGAUUUGCAUGAGUGCUUAGAGACCUACCUGUGGGAAAUGACCAGUGGUGUGGAGGAGAUCCCCCCUGGGAUCCUCAAUAAAGAGCAUAUCAUCUUUGGCAACAUCCAAGAGAUCUACGAUUUCCAUAACAACAUCUUCCUCAAAGAGCUGGAGAAGUACGAGCAACUGCCUGAGGAUGUGGGACACUGCUUUGUUACCUGGGCAGACAAAUUUCAGAUGUAUGUCACCUACUGUAAAAACAAGCCUGAUUCCAACCAGCUUAUCCUGGAGCAUGCGGGCACCUUCUUUGAUGAGAUACAGCAGCGGCAUGGUCUGGCCAACUCCAUCUCUUCCUACCUAAUUAAACCUGUCCAAAGGAUCACCAAAUAUCAACUGCUCCUGAAGGAACUUUUAACUUGCUGUGAAGAAGGGAAAGGGGAGCUCAAGGAUGGCCUGGAGGUGAUGCUCAGUGUCCCAAAGAAAGCCAAUGAUGCCAUGCAUGUCAGCAUGCUGGAAGGGUUCGACGAGAACCUGGAUGUGCAGGGGGAGUUGAUUCUCCAGGAUGCCUUUCAAGUGUGGGACCCGAAGUCGCUGAUCCGGAAGGGGCGGGAGCGGCACUUGUUCCUCUUUGAGAUCUCUUUGGUUUUUAGCAAGGAGAUCAAAGAUUCUUCAGGACACACGAAAUAUGUUUACAAGAACAAGCUACUGACCUCAGAGCUGGGUGUGACCGAGCACGUGGAGGGCGAUCCCUGCAAAUUCGCCUUGUGGUCUGGGCGCACCCCAUCCUCAGACAAUAAAACAGUGCUGAAAGCCUCCAACAUCGAAACCAAGCAGGAGUGGAUCAAGAACAUUCGAGAAGUGAUUCAAGAAAGGAUCAUUCACCUGAAAGGAGCUUUAAAGGAGCCACUUCAGCUCCCCAAAACACCAGCCAAACAGAGGAACAAUAGUAAGAGGGAUGGAGUGGAGGAUAUUGACAGCCAGGGGGAUGGGAGCAGCCAACCAGACACCAUCUCCAUUGCUUCUAGGACCUCUCAGAACACAGUGGACAGUGACAAGCUCUCUGGCGGAUGUGAGCUGACGGUGGUCCUCCAGGACUUCAGUGCAGGCCACAGCAGCGAGCUGACCAUCCAGGUGGGGCAGACGGUGGAGCUGCUGGAACGGCCCAGCGAGCGGCCCGGUUGGUGUCUGGUCCGUACCACGGAACGGAGCCCGCCCUUGGAGGGUCUGGUCCCCAGCAGCGCCCUGUGCAUCUCACACUCCCGAAGCAGCGUGGAGAUGGACUGCUUCUUCCCCUUGGUGAAAGAUGCAUACUCUCAUUCCUCAAGUGAGAAUGGAGGCAAGUCCGAGUCCGUGGCCAACCUGCAGGCCCAGCCCUCCCUGAACUCCAUCCACAGUUCCCCAGGUCCCAAGCGCUCCACCAACACUCUUAAGAAGUGGCUGACGAGUCCUGUGCGUCGGCUGAACAGCGGGAAGGCAGAUGGAAACAUCAAAAAGCAGAAGAAAGUCCGCGAUGGUCGGAAGAGCUUCGACCUGGGAUCUCCCAAGCCUGGGGAUGAAACAACCCCUCAGGGAGACAGCGCUGAUGAGAGCAAGAAAGGUUGGGGUGAAGAUGAGCCGGAUGAAGAGUCACACACACCCCUCCCACCACCUAUGAAGAUUUUUGACAACGACCCUACACAGGAUGAAAUGUCGUCCUCUUUGCUAGCAGCCCGGCAGGCUUCCACUGAAGUACCUACUGCUGCAGAUCUUGUCAAUGCAAUAGAAAAGUUGGUCAAAAACAAGCUGAGUCUAGAAGGAGGCUCAUACCGGGGGAGCUUGAAAGACCCUGCAGGCUGCCUGAAUGAGGGGAUGGCCCCACCCACACCUCCUAGAAACCCAGAAGAAGAACAGAAAGCCAAGGCCCUGAGAGGCAGGAUGUUUGUCCUGAAUGAGCUGGUACAGACAGAGAAAGACUAUGUCAAGGAUCUGGGCAUUGUGGUGGAGGGCUUCAUGAAGAGAAUAGAAGAAAAGGGUGUCCCUGAGGAUAUGCGAGGAAAGGACAAAAUCGUGUUUGGAAAUAUUCAUCAGAUUUACGACUGGCAUAAGGAUUUUUUCCUGGCGGAACUGGAAAAGUGUAUCCAGGAGCAAGACAGAUUGGCACAGCUCUUUAUUAAGCAUGAGCGGAAGCUGCACAUCUACGUGUGGUAUUGUCAGAAUAAGCCGCGCUCAGAGUACAUCGUUGCUGAGUAUGAUGCCUACUUUGAGGAGGUAAAACAGGAGAUAAAUCAGAGGCUGACACUGAGUGACUUCCUCAUCAAGCCCAUUCAGAGAAUAACAAAAUACCAGUUGCUCCUCAAGGACUUCCUGAGAUACAGUGAGAAGGCUGGUUUGGAGUGUUCAGAUAUCGAGAAAGCAGUGGAGUUAAUGUGCCUUGUUCCCAAACGCUGCAAUGACAUGAUGAAUCUAGGACGUCUGCAGGGCUUUGAGGGCACCCUGACUGCUCAGGGGAAGCUGCUGCAGCAGGACACAUUCUAUGUGAUCGAGCUGGAUGCGGGCAUGCAGUCCCGGACCAAAGAGAGGCGCGUGUUCCUCUUCGAGCAGAUUGUCAUCUUCAGUGAACUGCUCAGGAAGGGAUCCCUCACCCCUGGCUACAUGUUCAAAAGGAGCAUCAAGAUGAAUUACUUGGUCCUGGAGGAGAAUGUGGACAAUGAUCCCUGCAAGUUUGCACUCAUGAACAGGGAGACUUCUGAAAGGGUCAUUCUGCAAGCCGCCAACGCUGACAUCCAGCAGGCCUGGGUACAGGACAUCAAUCAAGUCUUAGAAACACAGCGAGACUUUUUGAAUGCACUGCAAUCGCCCAUUGAGUAUCAACGGAAAGAAAGGAGCACAGCCGUGAUGAGGUCUCAACCUGCCAGGCUUCCCCAAGCCAGCCCCAGGCCCUACUCCUCCGUUCCUGUGGGCUCAGAGAAGCCCCCAAAGGGCUCCAGCUAUAACCCACCUCUGCCUCCCCUGAAGAUAUCUACCUCCAAUGGCAGUCCAGGGUUUGAAUACCACCAGCCUGGGGACAAGUUCGAAGCCAGCAAGAACGACCUGGGAGGCUGCAAUGGGACCUCGUCCAUGGCCGUGAUCAAAGAUUACUAUGCACUGAAGGAGAAUGAAAUCUGUGUGAGCCAAGGUGAGGUGGUCCAGGUCCUCGCCGUCAACCAGCAGAACAUGUGUCUGGUGUACCAGCCUGCCAGCGACCAUUCCCCCGCCGCCGAGGGCUGGGUCCCGGGCAGCAUCCUGGCGCCCCUCACCAAAGCCACAGCAGCAGAAAGUAGUGACGGGAGCAUCAAGAAGUCAUGUUCAUGGCAUACUCUACGCAUGAGAAAGCGGGCGGAAGUGGAGAACACGGGUAAAAAUGAAGCCACAGGGCCUCGUAAACCCAAGGAUAUUCUGGGCAACAAAGUCUCUGUUAAAGAGACGAACAGUUCCGAGGAAUCAGAAUGUGAUGAUCUUGACCCUAAUACUAGCAUGGAGAUCUUAAAUCCAAAUUUCAUCCAAGAAGUGGCCCCAGAAUUCCUUGUGCCCUUGGUGGAUGUGACCUGCUUGCUUGGGGACACAGUGAUACUGCAGUGCAAAGUCUGUGGGCGGCCGAAGCCCACCAUCACUUGGAAGGGUCCAGACCAGAACAUCCUUGACACUGAUAACAGCUCAGCCACAUACACCGUCUCCUCUUGUGAUUCUGGAGAAAUCACCCUGAAGAUCUGUAAUCUGAUGCCCCAAGACAGCGGGAUUUAUACCUGCAUAGCAACAAAUGACCACGGGACCACAUCAACGUCUGCAACAGUCAAAGUGCAAGGUGUUCCAGCAGCCCCUAACCGCCCCAUUGCCCAGGAGAGAAGCUGCACCUCCGUGAUUCUCCGCUGGCUGCCCCCCUCCAGCACAGGAAACUGCACUAUUUCUGGUUACACUGUGGAGUACAGAGAAGAAGGUUCUCAGAUCUGGCAGCAGUCGGUGGCUUCGACCUUGGACACUUACCUCGUCAUCGAAGACCUUAGUCCCGGCUGUCCUUAUCAGUUCAGAGUCAGUGCCAGUAACCCCUGGGGAAUCAGCCUUCCCAGCGAGCCCUCGGAGUUUGUGCGACUUCCAGAAUAUGAUGCUGCUGCUGAUGGUGCCACCAUUUCUUGGAAGGAAAAUUUUGACUCAGCUUACACUGAGCUGAAUGAAAUUGGAAGAGGCCGUUUCUCUAUAGUAAAGAAAUGCAUUCACAAAGCUACCCGCAAAGAUGUGGCUGUGAAAUUUGUUAGCAAAAAAAUGAAGAAGAAAGAACAGGCUGCCCAUGAGGCUGCCCUGCUUCAGCACCUACAGCACCCCCAGUACAUCACUCUCCAUGACACCUAUGAGUCCCCCACAUCCUACAUCCUGAUCUUGGAACUGAUGGAUGAUGGCCGGCUCUUAGACUACCUUAUGAAUCAUGAUGAACUGAUGGAGGAAAAAGUAGCUUUCUAUAUCCGAGACAUCAUGGAGGCUCUGCAGUACCUUCACAACUGCAGGGUUGCACAUUUGGACAUAAAGCCUGAAAACCUGCUCAUUGACCUACGGAUUCCAGUGCCUCGAGUGAAGCUCAUUGACUUGGAGGAUGCUGUCCAGAUCUCGGGUCACUUCCACAUUCACCACCUGCUGGGGAACCCUGAGUUUGCUGCCCCAGAAGUCAUUCAAGGCAUCCCUGUCUCCCUGGGGACAGACAUCUGGAGCAUCGGGGUUCUGACAUAUGUCAUGCUGAGUGGGGUCUCCCCCUUCUUGGAUGAGAGCAAAGAGGAGACAUGUAUCAAUGUAUGCAGGGUGGAUUUCAGCUUCCCCCAUGAAUACUUCUGUGGUGUGAGCAAUGCUGCCAGAGAUUUCAUCAAUGUGAUCUUACAGGAAGAUUUUCGGAGGCGGCCCACGGCAGCCACAUGCUUACAGCAUCCAUGGCUGCAGCCCCAUAAUGGCAGCUACUCUAAGAUCCCCCUGGACACCUCCCGCCUAGCAUGCUUCAUAGAACGCCGCAAGCACCAGAAUGAUGUGCGGCCUAUUCCCAAUGUCAAGAGCUACAUUGUCAACCGGGUGAACCAAGGGACGUAGCCAUCUCCCAGCCCCUAUGGUUUCACAUAGAAGUGCAGUGUGAACCAAAGCAAGACUGAAUGUGACUGUAAAUAAUUCUGUUCAUCAUUUCACUCCGUGCAGUUCUCUGAAUUGAGAGAUGUACCUCUUAAACCUCGUCAGUGGUUAUUCAGGGUCUGAGCAGCAGUGAAAGUCACCCUAAAUCCAGGGGCUUUCCAGAAGGUCAUUCUGAAGAAAUAAAGAGGCAAAGGGUCACAGAAGUGUUCAGAAGAAAGGCAAAGAUAAGAACAAUAUUCGCUGUUAUGAAAUUUUAACUGUAUCUUCCAAAAUGAGUGGUUAACUGGGCAAACCUUAAGCUCAUAAGAGUAUAAAAUUUCUGGCUUUGCUGAAAUUUUAAGCAAAAAGUUCUAUUUAAUGGAGAUGUCAUGUAUAUCAACUAUUCUGGUUUAGAUAACUUAGAUAUAGUUUCUUAAUAGGAUAGAUAUACACAUACAGUAUAAUAUAUCCCAUUCAGGUUUCAGAGUUUUCUAAUAUAGAGAUAUAUAUAUUAAAUCAAUCACAAGUAACUUUGAGUGCUUCAGUUAAGACAGUAAUUUAUUUACCGAAGCAUUACAUUGUUUUGACUAAGCACAAUUAGAUGACAAGUUUUUUAGAGCAUUUUAUAAAUCUUGUAUAGAAAUCUUUUACCAGAACCUGUGCAUUAAGAGAAAGCAAUGUUGCCCUUUUGAAUGAGAAAAUUUUUUCUGUCAAUCACAGGUUAUUUGAUUAAGAUAGGUUCUUUCUGUAUAUGAAACGCUACCCGCAAAUUCACUGGCAGCUCAGAGUUAAUCUGGCAAGAAAGCCUGCCAGGAAAUAAAUUCAAAUACAGUAUGAGCUGCGGGGAUAUUUUUGUGUCUACACCAGGUUUGAAAUAAGUAAACAAAUAUAAGAGGUUCAUACAAAAGGGCAAAUGAAAACCUUUCCUACAGUUCCUAUGAACAACAUGCCAACACUUUCUGAUUUCUUCUACGGCUGUAGAAUACCAUCUUUCAGAAAGUUGGCUGGCUUUAUUUCUAACUCCUUAUUGAAGCUAAGGGGUGCUUACUAAAAGGAGGCAGCCAUAUAGGCCUUUUAAAGGCCUGGUUCUAAGUCCUUUUUAAAGCCAUGGAACAAAACCUGAUACAUCACCCUAACAGAGCAUUAAGUUGUAACUGAGAUUGCAAUACCUGUCACCACUCAGCCGCUGAUAGUUCUCUGAACUAAAAGGACUAAUUGUACUUUGAGGCCAAUGCUGCUUUCUGGUGUAUAUUCUCCAUACAAGAUUAUUAUUAACUGCUCUUUUUCCCUCUGGUGGAAAAAAAAUUAAACCUGGGCAUUUCAUGGGUUUUCUUUCUUUAUUUUUGUUUGUUUGUUUUGGAGGGAGGGAGCUUGUUUUUUGUGUUUGUACAUGAUCCACCCUUAGUUUUCUAGAAUGUGUGCUGAAAAUUGCGAUUAUACAAGUAAGAUUUUAAAAAUGUAACUCAAGUGUUUGUUCAAAUCAGGUUUAAUGGUGUUGCUUCUCUCCUAUAAUGGGAUAGAGAAAAUUAAAAUCACUCAGUACAGAAGUGCAAGAAGAGAAUUUAUGAAGGAUGAAUAGAACUACAAACCUAUCUAAAUGAAAAAGAAAUGGUGGAAACUAAGCCUGAACUUUAGCAUAUAAAAAACACUUAUUCCCACAGUGAAAAUGUAAAAUUAAAAAUCAUCAUCUUUUUUUUCCAUUGGUUUCAAAGACAACUUCCUCAUUCACCCUCCACCUCAACCCAUCCAAGAUUAUAGAUUGAUAAAUUAAUGGAAAGUAUAAGCAAUAAGACUAGAUAGCACUUAGUAUUUUGGGGAUUAACCAAAUAUAUGGAAACCGACUCCGACUGUAUUUGUUUCUUAGUUUUCAAAUGGCCCUGGAUCAUUAAGCCUCACUCCCUCAGAGGUCUCUCUUGACUAACCCCUAUAGUCUUCAUUUGGACCUUUAUGUAUUUACAAACAUUCUAUGAUACAAUACAUAAAAAUUUAAAACAUACAUUAAACAUGUUUACUAAAAUUUUUUGAAAUGUAAAACAUAUUUAGUAAAAAAAUUUUCAGUAAACAUGUUUUCAUUGUGUUUAAAAAAUUUUAAACAUAUUUACUAAAAGUCCUUUUAGUAAACAUGUUUACUAAAACCCUUUCAAUAAACAUGUCUUCAUUAUGGUAUACAGCAUAAAAGAGGAAAGCCUGAGCCGGGCGCAGUGGCUCAUACCUGUAAUCCCAGCACUUUGGGAGGCCGAGGCGGGUGGAUCACGAGGUCAGCAGUUCAAGACCAGCCUGACCAACAUGGUGAAACCCCGUCUCUACUAAAAAUACAAAAAAAUUAUCUGGGCAUAGUGGCAGGCACUUGUAAUCCCAGCAACUUGGGAAGCUGAGGCAGGAGAAUCGCUUGAAACCGGAAGGCGGAGGUUGCCGUGAGCUGAGAUUGCGCCACCGCACUCUAGCCUGGGCAAUAAGAGCAAAAUUCUGUCUCGAAAAAAAAAAAGGAAAGCCUGGCCCACAGGGUUUGUCAUGGGACAAACUGUAGGCUCUGAGGAUUCCCAAUAUCCAUAAAGUCCAGCUUGGCAAGUUCUGUUCUGUCCACUGUGGAUGACCUGAAUCAAGAUCCCCCUGCUGAGCCAUUCUGAGUUUUUAUAACAAGUUGUUUCUGCUUGAGAAGGCCAGGGCCCAGAACAAUGGUGCGCAGACCACAGCAGGUGGGGGGCAAGGAGGGUAUUGUUGAAAUUAUGUUAUGGGGGCAGUUGACAGAAUGUUAUACAGACCCCAAGCUUUCAUAUCAGCUUUUACAACAGAGUUGGGAGGAUCCAGAUGUGGGGUUGCAUGGAAUUCCCCCAAGUACACAUAUUUGGGAAGUGAGAAGACAGGAAAGGAGGGACCUAGAAAUGAAAAGUAGGAUGAUUUUGUUAACUAGAGCCAAGGUACAAUCAUUAGACUAGAAUGAACUUAACAGAGGCCCCAAGAGAAAGAGGGUAUAUUUUAUAUAGUUUGAUAACGGAGGGAAACUAAAAGGGAGGCUCCCUGUCUGCAAAGCUCCUGGUCCCUCCCAACAGAAAUAAGAGAGUAGUCUUGGUUCGAGAGCUCUCCACAGCAAGUUGGAAAUAACAAGGAAUCCCAGACGAUGAUCCUGGGGAAUGUACUUUAGGUUGCUCUGAGGGCAGCCAUGGUUAGGGAAGAAGGAUCAGAGGCCACUCUUGUUUUGGCAGAGAGAUUUAUUACUUGGUAGUAAGGAAGAGAGGAGAGAAAAGAAAAUGGUCCACUUCUAUCAUUAUGAUGGUAGUUCACAAUGGGAGUGAACUUUCAGCUGAAAUGGGAAAAACAAACAAUGGUCAAGGUCACAAGUUUCUUUCUCGGCUUAUAUUCAUUGCAUAGGGUUUUGAGCUUUUUGUUUUUUGUUUUGUUUUGUAAGGGUGGGAUACAGAAAGAAUGAAAAGAUCAGGGACAACCCAUAAGAACUUUUAAGAAGUAUUAAUAUAAUGAUUUCCUACAUCUUUUACAUGUGUUUCAAAUUAAAUAGAUAUAUAUCCACUUACAGCUGAAUGUGGUAAAAUUUUUAAGAAAAAAAAUGGUAAUGUUGGAGAUAUCCUUCAGGUCUCUCUCAGCCAUAAACAAUGUAAGGGGGAAUAGAGGAAGCAGAGGAGAAAGCUAGCUUCACUGCUUUGUGGUCCACAAAGCCUUUAUAAAUAGUAGUGCCUUUCAGAGGGGAGGAUGGGAGAUAACGAAGUUCAUCGCAUUUAGAUGUACUGAUAUUGCAGCAUUUUUUCUUUACUUUAAAAUAUCUUGUAAAUGAAAACAUCUGAAUAUAGGGGUGGGACCAGGAAUGUUUGAGUUUCAAUCUCAGCUAUUCCUGAUCCAUCUUUUCUUACAGAAAGUCUUCGUUUUUCCUUCCCCAAAUGUCCCCAUUGGUAAAAUGGGAGUUGGGGGAUGGGGAAGGAGGGAGGACAUUAAUCUUACAGGAAUGUUGAGAAAUAACCCUGGUGGGGACAUCUAUAAAAUACUUUGAUUUUUUUUAAAGUGCUACACACUGCCAGUGUUAAGAAUUUUAUUGAUAGUAACUUUGAACAUUCCAGGUUUUCAAUAUUCACGUCUUUAGAUACCAUUUAUAAACUCAUGAGAUUAAAUUCUGUAAAUUGCUUUCAGUUGGAAGUAUCAGGUGCUCUUUGUCUAAAUGUUAUUUGGUCUUAGCCUAUAAUUUGGAUCAUUUAAGAGCUUGUCUACUGAAAAGGGUUAGGAGAGCUGAUGAAGUCUUAUGUCCAUAAGCCGUUUUCUCCAGUAUUUCUUAUGGCAGAUGCGAAGAGUAAAAUGCCCUCGAAAGCAACUGCUACCUUCCUUCUCAAGCUUUAUGCUCUGAAAAAAAGGACAGAGAAGAAUCCAACAACCACUUUCUUCACUUGGGAGGGCAGAAGUGAGAAGAAAACAUCUUCUCAUAUCACAAUUUAUUUUUCACAGUCUCACAGGCAUCUAAGAGACAAAUUAAAUGCACAGGCAUGUUAAAUGCAUAGAAAUGAAUUGGACUGCUCCUUUUUGGAGGACAAACUUUGAAUCUUUUUUUUUUUUUUAGGUGGUUAGGUCUUUCAGGAGUUGCAUAUUUGCUAUCCCAUAACCUCCAUGAUUAGAGCCCAUGAGUUAGGCAUUACUUUUUUCUUGCCUCUGUGGAAGAGCAUGGCAAUUUAGAUUUGUGAGAAUAUGAGGGAGCAAAUAUGAUAUAAACUAAAUUUUGCAUUAACUAAAACUUUGUCCCAUGCAUUUAAUACAGGAGGAAAUAAUUUUGUACAUAAGAGGUCUUCGUAGUAGGGCAAAGGUCAAACUCACCAUGUCCUUAUUCAGUGUGGUCAAUGAAUUGUGCUAGAUGAGUUUCGAGGAAUGUAGACCUUCUUCCUUUCUCUCCUGGGUCGCACCUCUGUGGAGUCUGGGUUAGACAAACGCAAUAUGUGACCUUUCAGUGAAUUUAUUUAUAAAACUGCACCUUGAUUUUUCUUCACUAUUUAAAGCCUAGGGAUGAUUUGAUGAUGAAUGAUUAAACCCAGGGUGGGCUUAGAGACGAUAGAGCUCACACACGCUCCAUCAAGAAAAGGAAAGCUACUAUGUUAAUAUUUAUUUUCUAAAAAUAGUAAGGCUCUCAGUUGUUUCAUUAAUUCUAAAGGGUUAAAAAGGGCUGAAAUUUGUUUAUAGUACCAAAUGUUUUUAAUAGGAAAUUUACUCACAUAAAAAAUUUAUGCAGAAGUAGUAGAACACAGAUUAUCAUAAGAACAUAUUUUCUAUGAAAGGCAUUUAUUCCUCAUUUUCAAUAAAUAUAAAGAAGUUAGAGGACAGGAAAAAGCAAUCACUCUAAGACAACUUUUCAUCUUUGAGGGACAUUAUGAUAAGCCUGAAAUUAAUAUGCACAGGCUAUUGCAUUUUUCUGUGAGAAAUGUGCCCCUUUGCUGUGAGAUUCUAAAAUGUGUUCAGGUUUAGUUUUUAUUCAAAUGAUCAAGAUAACGCAUUAGUUAGAUAACUGCUAUUUCAGAUAGUGAGGUUAGCUGAGAAAAGGGAGCAUGGUAGAAGAAAUGCAAAUAACAAUUCUUGGAAUGCUAACUCCUGAGGCUUAUUUUAACCAAGCAAGUUUGUUGGCCCAGGGAUGGCCAGCAUAGGAGUUUCCAUCAAUACCUGACUUCCAUCAAGAACUGGAUCCAUAUUCUGGAGUAUUACAGAGACUGUUACUAUGACCUCAAAGACUGUGGCUACGAAUCUGAAGUUAACAAGACAUACAUCUUCUCUUACUAACUUAAGCCAUAUCUGUCAUCUCUAUGUUUGAUUUUUCUGACCCUGGUGCUUUUACUUCUGUUUCUGCCAAACUUCAGCCUACUCUAUGGGGAAGGUGAGUAAAACUAGUAGUUAGAACAAAUAUGAAGACUGUGAAAAAAACUAAACAUACUCUUCAGAAUGAGAUCCUGUUCAGAGAACAGUAGUGAUCAAAGUGCAAACUGUUGGAAAAUACGGAUAUAUGUACAUCUGUACAUGUAUAUAGUGUAUAAUAUGUAUGUAUAUGUUAUUGCUCAUAUGCAGAAAUCUAUCCAUUUGCAGACAGCCCAGGUGGGUCAAUUUUUCUAAUAGAAAACCAUUUAGGGCCAUUCAAAACCAUUAGGGCUAAUUUGUGGAGAUGAAUUCUACUCAUUCUGGAAUUAAUUUGCUGUCUUUUGACAUCCACGAAGCCAAACUAACAAAGUGUGAAACACAAAGGGGCCAUCAUUUAGGUUAUUCUGUUUAUCUAGACUUAUAACUAUCUUUAUAUUUGAACUAUUAAUAGUCGAUUUGCAAACUGUAUUGGCAUCUCUUGGUUUUGAGUGACCCCUGCCCCCACCCAAGUCUUUUGAGAAUUUGGAGUGGGCUUCACUGGCCAUUCAGACAAAGGGUCUUAUUCAUAAGUGGACAGGUUUCCCCAUAGGGACCAUCACACAUAUACAUAUAAGUACAUACUUCCAUCAGGCUUGUAACAAUUGAUUUAAAAUCACUCCACAGUAUUGAUAAAUAGCUCUAUAUUUUCAAGGUGCAGAAGAAUUCCACAGCCUUAAUUAUUUCAGUGUCUUGCUGGUCUGCCUUAAGUGUAUCUUCUGGGUUUUUGGUUGUUUUAUUAUUUUUAAAUUUUUCUGCUGUUGUUCAUUUUGUAUGCACACAAUGUCGUUUUGUAAAGGUAGGUUGUAAAUAUUUUAUUUGUAAGUCAAAAUCACUCAUGUGUAAUGUUGUAAAGUGAUGACCUGCUGUCUUGUUACUGCUACAGUAAAUGUUAUAAGUUAUGGAUGAAACUUCAAAAUGUACAUCUCACAUGUUAUGCAUUCCUAUAAAUAUACUAUACUAAAGAUACUA